GCAGGGAAUUGUAGUCCACGUAGCUGCCGGCUCUGAGAGGGGCGGGGAAGAGCCGGGUCGCUCCCGUCAGCUGAGGAGAAUGAUUCAUAGAGGAGGGUCAGGAGAGAACAGUUCUGUCCGCAAGAGCCCACUUAAAAGGCUGGACUCUUCUCCGAGGGAGGGAGAGGCAGGAGAGUAAGCGAGGCCUCGGGCCUGACCCCGCCUCAGGCCGCUCGUCCGGCCUCUCCCGAGUCCUGGGCCUUGUCGGGGGCGGCCGCGAGGCGCCGGUUGCUGGGGGACCGUGACGUCGCGGGGUGAAAGUUGAGGGGCGGUGACGUCGGCCCUGCCCGGGCGGAGGCUGGCGGGUUGGAGGCAGGAGGGAGGGAGGGAAGGAGGGAAGGAAGGAAGCUGGGAACGAGCGAGCGAGCGGGGGCGCGAGGCGUUUACCUGGAGGCAGCGGCUUGGGCGCGCAGAGCGGCCGCGGCUCCCCCGCACCUGCGGCCAUGGAUGAGGAGCGCGCCCUCUACAUCGUCCGGGCCGGCGAAGCGGGGGCUAUCGAGCGGGUCCUGAGGGAUUACAGCGAUAAGCAUAGGGCUACUUUCAAAUUUGAAUCAACAGAUGAAGAUAAAAGAAAGAAACUCUGUGAGGGGAUAUUUAAAAUCCUUGCAAAGGACAUCCCAACAACAUGUCAAGUGUCCUGCCUGGAAGUUCUCCGCAUUCUCUCCAGAGACAAAAAGAUUUUAGUUCCUGUAACAACCAAGGAAAAUAUGCAGAUACUGCUGCGACUAGCCAAGCUAAAUGAGUCGGAUGAUUCUUUGGAGAAGGUGUCAGAGUUCCCAGUUAUUGUGGAGUCAUUAAAAUGUCUGUGUAACAUAGUGUUCAACAGUCAGAUGGCACAGCAGCUUAGUCUGGAACUUAAUCUUGCUGCAAAGCUCUGUAACCUCCUGAGAAAGUGCAAGGACCGAAAGUUUAUCAAUGACAUUAAGUGCUUUGACUUGCGCUUGCUCUUCCUCCUAUCACUUUUGCACACCGACAUCAGAUCACAAUUGCGCUAUGAGCUCCAGGGACUACCGCUGCUGACCCAGAUCUUGGAAAGUGCCUUUAGCAUCAAGUGGACCGAUGAAUAUGAAUCGGCCAUAGACCAUAAUGGACCUCCUCUCUCACCUCAGGAGACAGACUGUGCCAUUGAGGCCCUCAAAGCUCUCUUCAAUGUGACGGUAGACAGUUGGAAGGUGCAUAAAGAGAGUGAUUCUCAUCAGUUCCGUGUCAUGGCAGCUGUCCUUCGCCAUUGUUUACUAAUCGUAGGUCCAACUGAAGACAAAACAGAAGAGCUGCACAGCAAUGCAGUCAACCUUUUAAGCAAUGUUCCGGUCUCUUGUUUGGAUGUUCUCAUUUGUCCAUUAACCCACGAAGAAACGGCCCAAGAGGCAACGACACUAGAUGAACUGCCCAGUGAUAAAACGUCUGAGAAAGAAACUGUUUUGAAAAACAAUACCAUGGUAUACAAUGGUAUGAAUAUGGAAGCCAUUCAUGUUUUACUCAGUUUUAUGGAGAAGAGAAUAGACAAGGGAAGUAGCUAUAGAGAAGGUCUAACUCCAGUUCUCAGCUUACUAACAGAAUGUUCCCGAGCCCAUCGAAAUAUCAGAAAAUUUCUCAAAGAUCAGGUAUUACCACCAUUGAGGGAUGUGACAAAUCGACCUGAAGUUGGCUCAACUGUGAGAAAUAAGCUGGUGCGCCUCAUGACACAUGUUGACCUUGGAGUCAAGCAAAUUGCUGCUGAAUUCCUUUUUGUCCUUUGCAAAGAGAGAGUGGAUAGCCUGCUGAAAUACACUGGCUAUGGGAAUGCUGCAGGACUGUUGGCGGCCAGGGGCCUUUUGGCUGGAGGAAGAGGAGAUAAUUGGUACUCAGAGGACGAGGACACAGACACUGAAGAAUACAAAAAUGCAAAACCAAACAUUAAUCUUAUCACUGGUCAUUUAGAGGAACCAAUGCCAAACCCCAUAGAUGAAAUGACAGAAGAACAAAAAGAAUAUGAAGCCAUGAAACUUGUCAACAUGCUUGAUAAACUUUCCAGAGAGGAGUUGCUUAAACCAAUGGGACUGAAGCCCGACGGGACAAUCACGCCUUUGGAGGAGGCCCUCAGCCAGUACUCUGUCAUCGAAGAGACCAGCUCGGACACAGACUGAGAACGUCACUUGCCCAGCACUCAGUACUGCUUUUAUUAGCAUCUUUUCUCUGUAGCUCCAGGGGAGUCUUUUCUCUAAAACAUUUAUGCCCUUGCUUUGGCUAGAAACACAUUAACUGGUUUACUCAUUGAGAAUCCAGCAUAUUUAAGAGGUGAUCCUGUGUUUUUGCGAUACCGAGGCAUUCAUCCAGAGCUGCAGGUAGAUGGAGUGGCAGGGGCUAACCACAGGAAAGAGGAAUUCCGUUUCAUCAGGAUGGAACUGCAGGACUUCAUCCUGUAAAGCAGCCCCAGUUGAAUCUGGCCGUUCUGUUUGCCAAGGUUCUUAGAAGAUUGAGUCGUGGCCUUCCUCUCGCUUGUGAAAGCUGCCCCUUCUGAAUCUCUCCAGCAGACGGAGGCGCGUCGGCAGCAGAGCAAGCUGCUAAGGGCUGAGGCAAGUGACCUAUUAGAUCAGAACCGACUACAUGGAAGCCAAGCAGCUGCUCCAUAAACCUGGCCCCACUCUUCAUUUCAAUUUUGUACAAAUAUGUGGAAAUGCACACACAACAUGCACACACACAGCCCCAGACUUACAAACAGAUUACAUUCUAAAAGUUUGUAAGUCCCUUAUCGAGAACUUCAGAAUACAUUUCUCCCUAUAAAGGGUUAUAAAUGAUGGUUUAGUUCUGAGGCAGCUACAGAUGCCUAUUUAUUCCCUUAUGUACCUUAACACUAGUAGCAUAGAACUGAACCCCCAUCUGUAUCAUUGCAUGGGAGCAUGCAUUCUGAGGUCUAACUCGGGGUGCCAGGAACACACAUCCUCCAACCCAGCAGAGGGGAUGGGGCCUCCCGGCACACUGGGAGUUCUCUCGUGGCCUCCACCAGGGAUGGAGGAAGUCAGCAGCACCCAUUUGUACAUAUAGGUCAUUCAUAUGUCACAGGUUUUAAACUGGGGACUGUGUGUGCGCUUGUGUGUGUGUUCUACUUUCUACCGUAUGUGAUCAGUUUAAUGGUAACUUUAUUUAUUUAAAAAAAAAAAGAAACACAGAUAGUUACUGUUAAACUGAUUAAGGCUGUUUAUUUUUACUUUUAGAAUUGGUCAUAUGAAGAAGUAGAAUAUGAAUCCUGCAAUAGACAGUGGGCCUAGCUAAUCAGUGGCUAAAGCUGAAAGGGGUUGGUUUCCUUUUAUAUAUGUAUGUAUGUAUACAUAUACAUACAUAUAUACAUAUAUACACAUAGAUAAUGUGCUUAACCACUGCCUUUUAAAACUUUAAAUUAAAUAAAACAUUGGGGUUGAUUCAAUUUA
Canis lupus familiaris (dog) is the source of this 3446-nucleotide messenger RNA. RefSeq names its product RIC8 guanine nucleotide exchange factor B (gene RIC8B). NCBI's taxonomy places the organism in Eukaryota, Metazoa, Chordata, Mammalia, Carnivora, Canidae. Gene Ontology annotation, cellular component: plasma membrane; cytoplasm. The coding region runs from base 483 to 2165 and encodes 560 amino acids. Gene Ontology annotation, biological process: G protein-coupled receptor signaling pathway. Gene Ontology annotation, molecular function: guanyl-nucleotide exchange factor activity; G-protein alpha-subunit binding. The record is from RefSeq and is a predicted model, not a curated record. The transcript is spliced from 10 exons.